AUGAGUUCGCUUAACCGGAGCCAAAGCAGCGCGCGGCGCAGUGACUACGUAUGGCAAUAUGAAUACUACGACGAAGAGCCUGUCUCUUUUGAGGGACUCAUGGUGCACAGAUACUCCAUCGUAAUCGGAUUCUGGGUUGGACUUGCAGUGUUUGUCAUUUUUAUGUUUUUUGUUCUUACGCUGCUCACAAAGACAGAAGCGCCACAUCAAGAAAAUCCAGAUUCUGAGAACCUGCCUGGCCCGGGAAAUUGCCUUGUGAACAUCACAGGUCCGAAAGUGGAUGAGGACGACUCCGAUGACGACAAAGUCGUUUCCCGUCCCUUCCUAGCAGAGUCCCGCUCUUACUUCCAUUUCUACAUCAGUGAGGAUGGAGAGGAUAUGCAAAGACAAAAGCCUGAAGCAAAGCAGAAUGGACCAUUGGGGACCUAUAUGCAGUCAGGAGGUACCACGCCUGCUGUGAUGGUUGAGCAAGAAGAUGAAGACCUGAGGAUACUCUAUCAAGAGUUACCUAUCAAUGGACCCAUGGUUGAUGAGAGGCAGACUGACGCACAUUGUGCCUUCUUGACUCACUUGACGAUCCCAAAUUUUGUCAACUUUGAGCAAAACUCACUUGGAGAAGAUGACCUCCUGUGUGAGCCACACAUCACACUGGACCAAAACAUAAAUAAUCCCCGAGGUGACAUCCCUUAA
Messenger RNA from Nerophis lumbriciformis (worm pipefish), 690 nucleotides. The record is from RefSeq and is a predicted model, not a curated record. NCBI's taxonomy places the organism in Eukaryota, Metazoa, Chordata, Actinopteri, Syngnathiformes, Syngnathidae.